Planococcus citri (citrus mealybug) is the source of this 5004-nucleotide messenger RNA. It is a transcript of the gene pwn, whose product is annotated as pawn. The transcript is spliced from 13 exons. The coding region runs from base 456 to 4034 and encodes 1192 amino acids. The record is from RefSeq and is a predicted model, not a curated record. Gene Ontology annotation, molecular function: calcium ion binding. NCBI's taxonomy places the organism in Eukaryota, Metazoa, Arthropoda, Insecta, Hemiptera, Pseudococcidae.
UAUAUACGAUGCAAAAGAAAGGUAAAGAAGGUGCUUGAAUGUUUCACGGAGCGCCGGAACGGUUCGAUAAUGUAGUUCAGUUGAUGUUCGGUGACUUGAACGAUAGGUAGUGUCAGUGCGAUUUUAUUUUUCGGUCGAGUUGACUUAUUUUUUAAUUUAUUUACGGAGUUUUUUCACCUUUUUUAAUAUUUAUUUUUUUUAAAACUGCAGAUUUUACUUUUUUAUUUUUUAAUUCGAGUUUUAAUUUUGUGUGUUUUAUGUGAUCGAGUGAUUGACCUUUUUGAAAAUUUUUAUUUAGUGUAUGUGUCGUGGACGAUGGUGCGUGGUUUAUUUUAUUACGUGUUCGAGAAAGCUGUCGAUAAUUGCAGUUUCAGACUGCGAAUAAAAAUCUCGGAAUGAUUAUUAAAUUUACCCACGUGAAACUGGCAUACAACUGUAGAUAAAAAUUGUACAAAAUGACAGCACUGGCGUGGCAUAUGAUAGCGCUUGGCCUACUUUUCUGGGCCUCAUCGUCGGCGGAGCGAAACAAGAACGUAAACGAAGCAACAGAUGGGAGUAAUUCGAUCGAAGAAGAUAAACAAUACGACCAAAGUAAACUGAGCGAGUUUUCGCAAAAACCAAAGAUUUCCUCCGGCAGGGAAGCGUUCGCUAUACACGAGAAAACCCUCAUCCCCGAUAGCAAGUCAUCCGAGGACACGUACGAUUUGAAUUUCUCAAUUUUACCAUCGGAAUCUGCGAUCGUUCCGUCGGCUCAGGUAGAUCAGCAGUCGAAAAGCAACCACAGUCAACUCACGAACUCCUACAAUACGGCCUCGAUUCGUCGCGUAGAACGCAACGUCGAAGACCUGGUCGACUUGAAAGAGCCGAAAAAUGACCUAGAACUGGAGACGAGACGUUUAACCAACGACAUGAUCUUAGAAACGGCUCACGAAAUCAGCGGAUACAACAAUUACUACAAUCAGAUAAAACCGACGAGGACGAAGUUCCCAUCGGAUGCGGCCGUCGAGUUGAGCAAAUCGGACAUGAUGUAUUUGACCAAUUCGGGGGAAGAGGAGAGGGCUUCGUCACGCGGCCGGUCACUUCCACUGACGAAGCCCGAUUCUGCCAAGUCGGAUAUCAACAAUGUGACCACGCAUCAGGAUCCGAUGGCCAGGUCUAACCCGGAUGACAGGAAAACCAACUCUGAUAUACAAGAUAUCAUCAACGGAUUUGUCAAAUUAUUGAACGGUAACGUGCAAGUGCAAGUCAAUACAAAUGGACCUUUGGGUAAACCGAAUUUCCCCUCGAGGACUAGAAUCAACAACAGGGGACCUCCCAGAAUAACCGAUCUUCCUCCUAUUAUCUUCGAUCCCCCUGUCGAAGAACCUCAUACUCUGCCACCUACACCGGCUCAAACGAAUCCACCCCAAACUGUACGAGAUCCUCCUCCGUACCCAUUCGAUUUACCCUUAUCUUUACCUCCCCAACCUUCAACUGUGCUCAGACCUUACGUCGCCGGUGUACCAUUACCGGAGCAGAUCGUUCCUAUGAAUUCAACUCACAGUAAUGAGAUUCCCGUCAAAAACAACGACGUCAAGGAAUCUGCCAAACCCGAGAAGCCUUUCGUAUUCAACUCGCCAAAUUCGUACAUCGAGAAAGUGAACAGAACCCAGACCAAAGUUACCAAUAACGCCACCUUCACCAGUACAUCCCCUUCACCAUUAGAACCUGCUGCUAAACCACUCAACGAUACCAAGUUAACGAAACCGAUCGAAAGUCAAGAGAAAAAUGAUACCAAAUCGGAUGCCAAAGUUAACAAACCGCCAGUGAGUCUACCGACCGGUAACCAGACUACAAUAAAGAGCUCCUCGGUUGAGAUCAAACCUUCUUCGACGACGGUGAACUUAAAAUCAUCAGCGCCUCCUAAUCUCAAACCUGAAGUAUCUGAUAGCUUUUUACCAUCGACUGGAGUCGGUACUGCGGUUGUUUUGCUCGAACCUUCUACUCAAGAAGUUCCUUCUCAAGAUGUGCAUAAGGCGACGACUACGUCAUUGUUGUCGUCAUCGUCUCCUGCGUUCUCCAGUUCGGUGCCGAUCAAUUCUGCUGGUAUUAGGAAACGACCUGGUCAGCCUGGUCAGCCUGACGGAGGUGGAUAUUUCCCACGACCGGGUAUUGUAUUGGAUGACCCAGAAUACAAACCAGGAGCUCAUCGAAGACCUCCUCCCAUUAUUACAUCUCCUCCGGCUAAAGCAACGCAGAAUAGGGAUGUGUUCGACGUUACCGUGUCAGCCAUCCAAGGACCGGGUGCUAAUGAUAACUCGUCGAAAGCUGGACAUCCUUAUGUCUUCCCUGUCGAUAUCGAAGCAGCUCAAGUAGACGUUGGUCACAACGACGUCAUAACCAAUCCACAAGCAGGUCAAGAUUUCGUAUCAAUCGAUGGCAAAAGAACGUAUUUGAAUUUAUUCGACAGCACUCCGGCAGUUACUGGACAUAUUUCACCUACAUUGGUGAAAAAUCACCCCUUGGCUCCAGCCGGCAGUUCGUCAUACUCGCCGGCGAAUGCUUCAACAUCGAAAACCGUUCCUACUAAAUCUCCGCUGCCAGUUUGGAAGAAACCUACCCAUCCUCCGGUUCGAAUAGACACGUGUAUUGUCGGAGAUGAUUCGACCUGCGAGGUUAAAUGGCACGAGAUGUGUCGCAUAGAAGUAGGAGUGUCAUCGUGCCAUUGUCGUCCCGGCUACGCCAGAAGGAAACCUAGAGAGCCUUGUCUUCAUGUGGUUUCUCUGUUCUUAUCGUUGAGAGUCGAUCGUAUGUAUGAUUUGCAUUUAUCAUGGAGUGAUAAAUAUACCGAUAAUGAUACAUCCGAAUACCAGCAGCUCGAAUACGAAGCUGGAAAAGCUAUCGAUUCGGCCCUAUCGAUGACACCAUUCUCGGAUCUGUUUCUGGGUUCCAGAGUGAACAACAUGUACACCACUCGCAACAGCAACAUCGCCUCACCAGUAUUCGUAAACAUGACCAUCCAAUUAGCCGAAAGUCAUGAAACAUUAAGAACAUCGGUGAAACAAGACAUACAGAAACAUUUAAUGGGCGUCAUUCAGCGACGCAGCAAUAACGUCGGAGCUAGCGCCUUAUGGGUAGACUCGCCGAGUGGCGUUGUUUCUCAGAUACACGACGUGGACGAAUGCACAGACCCGGAACUAAACGAUUGCCAUUCGGCCGGAAAAUGCACCAAUGUUUUCGGAUCUUUUCACUGUACAUGUCCGGAAGGAUAUCGUGAUCCUAUGGCUGGUGAUAAUCACAGCAGUGGGCGUACCUGCGAAGCCUGCAAUGCUGGGUACUGUAACCAUCGAGGAGAAUGCAGUUUCCUUAACGGUCAACCUAUCUGCAAAUGCUCCGGUAGUUAUUACGGUGCUCAAUGUGAAAUCGACGGCGAAGUCUUAGGUGUAGCCGUCGGAUCGUCUUUAGUUGCCAUUCUUAUUAUAAUUACUACACUGGCGUGCUUAUGUGCCUGGAGCCGUCGCUGGAAUAAAGAGCAAAAAAUCGGAUCUCCUAUAUUUGGUUAUAUGCCAAGUGGAGCCAGUACUGUUAAAACUCCUGUCAUGGGAGCUCCGCCAUACCAAGUUUCUCUAGAAGAUCGCUUACGCUGGGCUCAAAUCGCUGAUGCUAUGGCUCAUGCAAAUCAUUACGGGCCCGAACCAGUCAAUGGUCCUACCAGACCAUCUUCAACUAUAUUCGGGUACACGUUGCCUCACUCUGCGGGUCCAGUUAUUAUGCCUAGGCUUAGACCUCCCAGUGUUCACACGUUACGUACCCCUGAAUCUAGUACCAGUGAAGAAGAAGAUCGUGCUGAUCUUUUGGGAAGAAAUUUUCAAGUUCCUCGACCUAAAAGCAGGUCAUCAGUCGCUAACCAGAGUGGCAUUUAUUACGAUGUAGACUAUGAAUCUCAGCAACAAUCCGGUGAAAUAUUCUCAACCAUGAAAUCUGGUCAACCCUGUAUUCCUCUAAAUACCUACACAAUGGGCAGUAGGUCCCAUUACUUUAAUUUUAGAUCGUAAAUUUAUCCAUAGAUAGGUAUUUAAAUCUGCAUUAGAGUGAUUAAGUGACCUUUUUUUUUUUUUUUUGCGCAAACAUAUUGGAAUCUCUCUGGCCAUGGAUGAUUAUGUAUUUUGAAGACUGAUUAAAAUCCAUAUCUUACAUAAAUAUUUAGCCAUCUUAGGCAAAAAUCUAGAAUCCAAAUUAAGUUUCCUGUGUAUAAAAAGUGAGCUUUCAUUGUAUGUAUAAAAUUUAUUUAUUUUGGCUCAAAUUAUUCGUACUUUCAACGUGUAGGUAUGUCGUGUACUGUAGGUAAUUUGUAUAAUAUUAUUUUAUAGAUUUAUAUAAAAAAAAAAAAAAACUCAUUCAUCGUAUCGAUAUACUCGUUGCUAUAUUGAAAUAAUUUUUUAAAACGUAGGUAACAACUUCAGUUUUCUCCUAUUUCCUAGAUAUAGGUACCUAAAACGCGUUACCUUUGAUAAAAUUAUUUCAUCUUUUAAUACCUUGUUGAUACAUCGAUCGGUGGCCAAAUGGAAAUUUUCAUAUAUUUUUUAAAAAACUAGUCUGUAUACCUACUCAUAUAGUGUAGCUUAUUGAAUAUUGAAAUAUGUUCUUAUUCUCAUGUGCUUACUGAAAAAUACUAUGUACAAACCUUGAACAUGAUGAUAAGCUGCUAGUAUCUUUAAUAAAAAUAAAGCACUUGUGCCUAAUGCUAUUACUCGUAUUAUGGUCAAGUAGUUGGUAAAGAUACAUAGAUCGUAUUUGUAAUUCAAACAGCCAUCAUGUUCAAUGUUGAAUUGUGUCUCGUUUUUUAUGUUAUAAUAUUCAUCAUUCGAAGCAUUUAGUGUUUUAUCGAUUCUUUUUUUUUUUUUUUUGUUUCUUUCUCGUUUAUGUUAUAAUGUGAUAAUCAUUUUAUGAAUUUGUAUUUAUUUGUAUUUGUAUUCAAUAUUAAGUGUACGUUUUACACAAAUACAUUUUUUUUCUCGAUUUUUA